UCUAUCUGAAGUGAUUACGUGUGCACGCUUUCAUCCUUCUCAAUGUCACUUAUUUGCCUAUUCAACCAGUCGUGGCGCCAUUCGCUUGUGUGAUAUGCGAGCGCGAGCCUUGUGCGAUAACCAUGUCUUGGCGUUUGAAGGUAACACUCUCGAGCGAGAUCUCGACUUUUUCUCCGAUAUCAUAGCGAGCCUUUCAGAUUUUCGAUUCGCCCAUGGUGGCCAACACCUCCUGACCCGCGAUUAUCUCACACUAAAAGUUACAUCACCACGGGCUCUUAUGGCAGUUUACUCCGCGUGUUCGAUCGCCACAGGUCCUCCAGUUGGCUGUAUGAUUUAAACGGUCAUGAUGUGACUGCCAUGGAUCCCGAAUCCCAUUAUCCGAUUUCUUUGCACCCCAAGCUGCUUAUCUCACUUGAUGAUCCCGUUGGUGUCUCUUUGGGGUUGUCAUCGAUUUGCGUCACUUCCAUGGGUGCCUUUCACUCGGUGUUUGACCACCUUACCACCACUAGUAAUGUCGGCAGCGCUUCCAACGGUAGACUCAACGACUCUACUAGGGAAUCGAAGCAUUUCGACUCAUAUCACCGCGCACCUCGAGAACUGCGGUUGAUUCCGAACUCGAAAGCUGUUUUUCGCCAUCACACACCGGGUCGAAGGGACUUCGAUUCAAACUAUUGUUCGAGUUCCGACAAUCCCGACGCGCUUCCCGAACCGAACUCUCAACGACGUCGACGAAAGCAGCAACUGCCCAGGUUGGAUGAGCCUAGUCGCGCAGAAUCCCGGUUCUCAGAAGAAAUGGUCGUCAGCUUCCAACCUGUUAAUGGUACCACACUUUCAAGCUCACUAGAUCAUUUUUCCCCCGACAAUUAUAGUUUCCCCUCCACUGAUAGCCAUGAGCCCGUCCAUGUGAUAUCUGUCCUUUGGAUUAUCAGCGCAAACUACUUUGCGUUGCUUGGCACCCACGAUCAUAUAGGAUAUGUGCAGCAUCAGCCUGCCAGUUGUACGUACUCGAAGGCACCCCAUCUCAGUCAUCCAUCGCAGCCACGGAGUCGGAGCUACAAGACAGUGAGAAGGUCGCAUCAAAUGAUAAAUCUUUCGCCUCGCAUGUGAGCCUCCUCAGACGCUCUCUAUCUUGCCAUCGGAUAGGUACCAUUUCCUCCAGAUCUGUGGUAGCUAAUAAACCUCAUCGGCUCAAAUCUCGCAGCGC
This is a messenger RNA of Dicrocoelium dendriticum, 1204 nucleotides long. NCBI's taxonomy places the organism in Eukaryota, Metazoa, Platyhelminthes, Trematoda, Plagiorchiida, Dicrocoeliidae. The record is from the annotation of a GenBank genome assembly.